AUGUCUGCUCAAGAGUUCUUGGAUGCACUUCCAAUGUUGAAGGAGGAUGUGCUGUCGGAUCCAUCGACAAUGAAGAUGCCACCUCAGGCAAGAGAUUGGAUCAGUCGUUUGAUUGAUGCUUCGGUCGCAGGUGGAAAGAUGAACCGUGGUUUGACCGUACCAAGCACAUUGCAGUUGUUGCUCAAUAGACCAUUGACAAAGACAGAGACUCAGAAUGCUAUCGUUCUUGGAUGGGGCGUCGAGUGGCUUCAGGCAUUCUUCUUGGUGGCCGACGAUAUUAUGGACCAAUCGCUUACACGUCGUGGCCAGCCAUGCUGGUACCGCACCAAGAACCAUCUGUCCGGCGACCCCAACGCACUCGUUGGCAACAUUGCAAUCAACGACUCGCUCAUUCUCGAGUCGUGCAUCUAUAUCUUUGUCAGGAAGUACUUCAGGUCGCAGCCAUACUACGCCGAUCUCUUGGAUCUCUUUCACGACACCACAUGGCAGACCGAGUUGGGCCAGCUGCUCGACCUCACCACACAGCCCAACCGCGGUGACUUCACCCCAUUCACGCUCGACACCUACAACAGGAUCGUCAAGUACAAGACCGCCUACUACUCAUUCUACCUGCCAGUCGCAUUGGCCAUGAUCUUGGCGGGCAUCACCAACAAGAAGUCGUUCGAGUCAGCCUUGGACAUCUUGUUGCCAAUGGGCGAGUACUUCCAGAUCCAGGACGACUACUUGGACUGCUACGGCGCACCCGAGGUCAUUGGCAAGGUGGGUCGUGACAUUGAGGAGAACAAAUGCUCAUGGCUCAUUUGCCAGGCCAUCCUGAAUGGUACGCCCGAGCAGAUUGCCCAGCUCAAGACCGUGUAUGGUCGCGACAACCCCGAGGACGUAGCCGUCGUCAAGAAGAUAUUCAACGACAUCGAAAUCCCCAAGAUAUUCAAGCAGUAUGAGGACAAGUCGUUCGCUGAGCUCACCCAAGCCAUCAAGCAGUCGCACGACCUGCCUCAAGCAGUGUUCACCACCUUCCUUGGAAGGAUUUACAAGAGAAGCGUC
Messenger RNA from Acytostelium subglobosum LB1, 1044 nucleotides. RefSeq lists its product as hypothetical. Gene Ontology annotation, cellular component: cytoplasm. Gene Ontology annotation, biological process: trans, trans-farnesyl diphosphate biosynthetic process. NCBI's taxonomy places the organism in Eukaryota, Evosea, Eumycetozoa, Acytosteliales, Acytosteliaceae. The annotation marks the transcript as partial. The record is from RefSeq and is a predicted model, not a curated record. The transcript has 2 exons. Gene Ontology annotation, molecular function: (2E,6E)-farnesyl diphosphate synthase activity; dimethylallyltranstransferase activity.